Octopus sinensis (East Asian common octopus) is the source of this 2413-nucleotide messenger RNA. RefSeq names its product organic cation transporter protein-like. The record is from RefSeq and is a predicted model, not a curated record. Gene Ontology annotation, biological process: transmembrane transport. NCBI's taxonomy places the organism in Eukaryota, Metazoa, Mollusca, Cephalopoda, Octopoda, Octopodidae. The coding region runs from base 615 to 2261 and encodes 548 amino acids. Gene Ontology annotation, molecular function: transmembrane transporter activity. Gene Ontology annotation, cellular component: membrane. The transcript has 10 exons.
CAAGCUAUGCCUGAUUUGGCCCCAUAUGGUAGAGAUGUGGAUGGGGAAAAUGUGGGUAGAGGGUGAUGUGCUAGCAACCCUCUCCCCUUACUGUUUUACAAAGUAACAACACAACUACGCAGAGGCAGCCACGGUUGAAAGAAGAACAAGAACAACAAGCAUUAUCAAAAGAGAAAAGAAGCACGGUCAUUCCUUACACAAGAGACCUUAUCUUAGCGCCCAUCACUUGUUAUGCUCUCAUAAAUUAGUUUGAUAGUUGAGCUCUGAUUGGCUGUAUGCAAAUGUGUUCAUAACUGGGGUCUGGAACUGUCGUGGGGAAAAAAAAAUUCGCCGCCCGGCGUGCUACAGUUUCUGCCAUCUCGCCACCUUGAAAUGUUGCGUAUAUUAUUAACAACAAUACCUGAAAAGAAAUAUGGGUCAUUCAGCAAGCAAAAAGGUAAUAAAUUAAAAAUAAGGUCGCUGCAUCUCGUGUAGGAGAAGUAGAACGACAUGGAGAUUUAUUUUGAUAAGUGGACGAGGGUUCCCACAAAUUUUUGUCACAGUGCAGCACAGCAGAAUAGGUAAAUAAAAAUAACAAAUUUGAAGAGAAGUUCUAAAAUAUCCAUGUUGUUACAAUGGAUGAAAAUGAAGAAUUUCAACUGGUAUCAAAAGCACAAACAGCUACACGUAUAUCAGAUAAAGAUAUUACACAUAUUUUAGAAAAAUGUGGUGGUUUUGGACCUUAUCAACGCUGGUUGUACGCUUACAUUUCUAUUAUAUGGCUGUUUUCAAGAUUUUCAGAACUGAACUUGCCAUUUAUCAGUGCAAAGGUUCCUUUUUUAUGCUACCCUCCGAACUUUAAUGCUUCGUUAAUUCCUGCAAAUCUUACAGAGAAUGAAUAUUUACAAAUGCUUCAACCAGACGGUGAUGAUCAAUGUUCCGUAUAUAACAAUAGUUUCACUGGGACACAUUAUACAACACCACCAAGUAAUUCAUCUAAACUACAGUGUUCUUAUGGACGGAAAUUUCUGACAGAGGAGUUUUCUUCAAUUGUAAGCGAGUUUGGUUUGGUAUGCGAAAACAAAUGGUUAAGAUCCACUUUGCAGUCAGUUUAUUUUGCUGGUUAUCUUGUUGGAGCAAUAGUAUUUGGUGCUUUAGCUGACAGAUUUGGUCGGAGACCUAUUUUAUUGCUUGCAAAUGCAUGCCUGGUUGUUUGUGGAGUUACCAAAAUCUUCAUCCCAUCUUUCAUCACUUUUCUCAUUCUUUAUUGGAUUCAAGCUUGUGGUAAUAUCGGCAUAAUAGUUAGCACUUAUGCACUGAUCAUGGAAUUUACUUCUUCAGAACUACGUACUCCUGUUAAUUUUGUGUUUAUGUGCGUCUAUCCAGUAGCCUCGAUAUUUGAAACGGGGUUCGCCUAUGCCAUAUCUGACUGGCGUCAUUUAGAAUUGACAGCGUGUCUCCUACCGAUAAUCGUUUUUUUCAUUUGGAUAUUUGUGCCUGAAUCUCCAAGAUGGUUUAUUGGAAGAAAACGAUUUAGAGAAGCUGAGGCAAUCCUUGAAGAAGUGAUAAAGAACAAUAUAAAGCAACACGAGGAUGUGCUAGGUAUUUUAACAAAUGAUGAAGAAGAAACUUCAUUCGAAAACAGUUACCAAGAAAAUAUACCUGAGAAAACAAUCGUAAACAAAGAAGAGAAUUAUACUUUUAUCGAUCUAUUUAAAACAUGGCGGAUUGCAUUAAUCACACUUAAUAUUUGCUUCGGCUGGAUGGUCUGCAGCAUGUUAUACCUUGGCGUAAUACUUAAAUCUGUUGAUAUGGCUGGAAACCGCUACUUAAACUACCUUUUAAUGCAAAUUGUUGAGUUCCCCAGCAACUACGUUUCUUAUUAUUUCUUUAUGCGUUUUGACCAUCGCAAACCUAUUAGUUUCUUUAUGGUGUUUAGUGGAUUAAAUUGCAUCGGCUCAAAUUUUGUAACCGAAGGCUCAUUCUGGAUCCCUCUCAUUCUGGUUGUUCUGGGAAAGUUUGGAAUCGCAGCAGCCUUUUCUUCCAUUUAUCUCUUAUCAGCAGAAAUAUUCCCAACAGUUGUGAGAACAAACGGUUUAGGUGUAGCUUCAAUGUCUGCCUGCGUUGGCAGUAUGCUUGCACCCUUCAUUCUUCACCUUUCAUACUAUGUCAAAUGGCUUCCUUUAAGUAUCUUCGGCGUUCUUUCAUUUAUAUCCGGCAUGAUGAUCCUUUUAUUGCCAGAAACAAAAGAUAAAGACUUACCUCAACAUUGGACAAUAUGACCAACUGGAAGAACUUUUAAAAUAAAGCAGCAAAAAAAUUAUUUAAUUGAGUGCAUCUUUUGUUUAAGUUUAAAAUUAAAAUAACACUUUCUUAUGCUUAAACAUGUCAGACAAGAAAAGCUUUUUAAAUGUUUCCUCUGUAAAUAAAUGUC